AUGGCGAGCUCUGCAGAGGACCCUCGCUCAAGCCACGGCAGCACAACCACGGUGCUGGUUGCAAAUACGGCGAGCUCCGGCCGCCAAGGGCCGUCGAUUCAAGCCGCAGGUGUAGACACGAACAGGGCGCACAUCCGUCAGCCCGGGAGUGCGGACACCACCGUCCACGAUUGCUAUGCCCAGAAUCAAAGAAAACAUGAACACAGCCAACAGGCCAAGCAGAAAACAAGAAAUACCAGUGGCAUCCUGUCUCCUUUCUCCAGCACGGCAAGAUUCCUCUGUUCUUCAGUUGAUGCAGUGGAGGCCGAUUCUUCCUCUUGCAAGUUCCCCGGUGAAGUCUCUCCGGCGAACUAUCUCGGCCUGAAGAACGGCAUCAUCAGCGGCGAGGCCGUAUGGCUUGUUUUUACGAACUCAGAAACUCAGUGGUAG
Messenger RNA from Miscanthus lutarioriparius, 429 nucleotides. The record is from the annotation of a GenBank genome assembly. Lineage: Eukaryota; Viridiplantae; Streptophyta; Magnoliopsida; Poales; Poaceae.